Malaya genurostris is the source of this 1785-nucleotide messenger RNA. RefSeq names its product proton-associated sugar transporter A-like. Bases 133 to 1785 code for a protein of 550 amino acids. The transcript is spliced from 7 exons. The record is from RefSeq and is a predicted model, not a curated record. Gene Ontology annotation, cellular component: membrane. Gene Ontology annotation, molecular function: sucrose:proton symporter activity. Lineage: Eukaryota; Metazoa; Arthropoda; Insecta; Diptera; Culicidae.
AGCUACUCAGUUAAUCUAAAUCCGCUUGGGGCGAUUGACUUCAAUCCAAGCCGAUAGCCUGUCACUGUCGAUAGGAUUUCAGUCCGUCGUAGAGAUUUUCGGUACUUUAGUUUUAAUUUAAGAUUGGUGACAAUGAAUAACGGUGGCAGGAACAUUCCCGCCCAAAUGCCGAUUUCUGAUGUUCAGCUGAUGGAAUGUAUACUGAAGAAGAGAUACGAACAUGCGAAGCUUCAAAGCAAGGAUUACUCACAUUUAUUUCGCCCCAAAACCCGCUGGGAACUGAUCCGUCUGACAUUGCUGUUUGUUGGUAUCCAGUUUACUUACGCCGCUCAAACUGCUUUCGUAACGCCGAUUCUGCUCGAACUCGGGCUCAGUCACACCUUCAUGACAAUGGUUUGGGCCAUAUCACCGACCCUAGGAUUCUUCUUCGCACCGGCCAUCGCAUCCUUCAGUGAUCAUAUUUGCUUACAGUGGGGCCGUCGGCGACCGGUCCUGCUCGGACUGGGCAUUGGAUUGAUUCUCGGGCUGAUCAUUCUACCUCGUGGAAAAAACAUUGGAAUCUACUUUGGCGAUGAUGACGUCGGUUCCGUUGAACAGUUAAGUGGAUUUCGGUGGGGGAUUCUGAUGACGAUACUGGGCAUGAUUCUAAUUGAUUAUAAUGUUGAAACUUGCAACGGAGUUGCACGGACUUAUUUCAUGGAUAUGUGUAUCAGAGACGAUCAUCCGAAAGCGCUGAGUGUAGCUUUGAUGAUAGGAGGAUUGGGAGGUUUCGUUGGAUACAUGUUGGGUUCUUUCGAUUGGUCUCGAACGAAUCUUGGCGAUAUCCUAGGAUCAAACGAAGCCACUGUAUUCGGUGCUGUGGUCAUUGCAAUCGUUGUAGGACUAGCUGUAUCACUAUCAAGCUUUCGAGAAGUUCCACUUCCUUUACUGGAACAGGACGAGCUGCUUCGGCCUAUCACUAGAUCAGUAUUUGAGGCAGCAAAAAAAGAACGUGUUUGCUACAUGUCCAUGGUUAGUGAUGAUGCCACUAGUGUAAGUACAGAAACUACUAAAAGCAAUGAAAGAAUCAUCGACGACGAUGAUCACGGACGGCCACCGGGAGUCAAACAGUUCUUCACUAAUCUCAUUGCUAUGCCAAAAGCAUUGAAAAUACUAUAUUUCACCCAGUUCCUCUCGGUUUUGGGCUAUCUGUGCUACUGUUUGUAUUUCACUGAUUUUGUUGGACAAGAGAUUUUUCUCGGCGACGUAACAGCCGCAAAAGAUUCUCGUGAGUUCGAAUCAUACAACGAAGGUGUUCGUUUUGGAUGUCUUGGCAUGGGAGUAUUUAUUCUAAGCAGUUCCGGUUAUUCCAUUGUUAUCGAGCGUGUGAUUAAAAAGUUCCGAGCGAAACCUGUCUAUGUCGCAACUCUGUUGCUGAACGGUGCUGGAAUGCUUGCAACAGCCAUCAUCAAGCAGAAAUUUUCCGUUUUCAUUUGCUGUGUUACGAUGGGAAUUGAGUAUGCUACGAUAUAUUCGUUACCUUAUUUGUUGAUUUCAGAAUAUCAUACGAAAAAUUCGUUUGAGGUGGUGUUAGGAAAAUACGUGCCUUGCACGCAGAAACGAGGAUUUGGAGCAGAUGUGUCAAUGCUAAGCAGUAUGCUCUUUCUGGCACAGAUCGUAACGUCACUCACGAUUGGCAGUGUAAUAGACCUGAUCGGCACAAUUACCACCGUAUUAUAUUCGGCCAGCUUGUUUUCAUGCUUGGCAGCCCUUUCGGCUACUAGAAUCUCUUUUAUGGAUCUCUAG